UUCAGUUAGUGUUGGAGGUCACCCAACUGUACCAAGUGGGCACGGUGGGGGGACAUAAACACAGGUGUACAUGUGAUCCUAAAGCUCCAAGCCAAGCCGCGGGAACCGCCUCUGAGAGGAGACUGCAGUAUUACACGAAGAAGGUCAUACAAGCGCGGAGGAUCAGCCAGGAAAGGGAGGAGCCAGUCAGGAGCGGAGGGGCGCCCCCUGUUGCUGACUGGAACCGACAGAUUCUCAAGUAUUGCUUCCCUCUAGUGGUGUCUGGCGGCUCUGCAACUCGAACCACGUGAUUUCUGGGAAAGGGACCUCGCGGGAGGAGAACUGAAACUUAGGGCGGGGACUGUUGAAAGGGGUGGAGAGACCGUGCAGCCGCCUAGCCCGGAGCUGAGGUGGAUUGAGCCUUCCAGCAGCCGGGACAGCAGCUAAGGAUGGCAUCAGGCAGGGUUCGCCGCACUCGAAAGCUCCGAAAUUGGGUAGUGGAACAAGUGGAGAGUGGGCAGUUCCCAGGGGUGUGCUGGGAUGAUGAGCCAGCUAAGACCAUGUUCCGGAUUCCCUGGAAGCACGCAGGCAAGCAGGACUUCCGGGAGGACCAGGAUGCCCUCUUCUUCAAGGCCUGGGCAAUAUUUAAGGGAAAGUACAAGGAUGGGAACACAGAAGGCCCUGCUGUUUGGAAGACUCGUCUACGCUGUGCCCUCAACAAGAGUACAGAAUUUGAAGAGGUUCCUGAGAGAGGCCGAAUGGAUAUUGCUGAGCCCUACAAGGUAUACCGGCUGUUGCCUCCGGAAACCCUGCCUGACUGCACAGCCCAGCCUGGGACCCAGAAAGCCUCAAAGAGACACCACAGUUCUGUAUCCCCUGAGAGGGAGGAGAAGGAGACUUUGAAGAGCUGCACACUCAGUCCUUCCCGCCUUCAGGACCCCUUCAGUAAUGAGGUGGUGAGAGCUGCUAGGGGAGCAGGCCAUCCAGACAGUGGGAGCAGCGGGAGCAGUGGGAGCAGCAGCCCCGAACCUCAGGAAGGUACAGACAGCACUGACAGCACUGAGGUCACCACUCCUGAGGAUCCGUUCCCCGCAGAUUUGGACUUAGACUUCUCGCUGCUGCUCACCUUCAUCUAUAGUGGGCGUGUGGUGAGCGAGCACCAAGUGCACAGCCUGGACUGUCGCCUUGUGGCUGAGGCCUCAGAGUCUGAGAGCAGCAUAAAGCAAGUGAUGUUUCCCAAGCCUGACCCAGGAGAUCCCAGCCAGCGUCUGCUCAGCCAGCUUGAAAAAGGCAUCCUGGUGGCCAGCAACUCCCGAGGCCUCUUUGUGCAGUGCCUCUGUCCCAUCCCCAUCUACUGGACCGCACCUCAGGACCCCCCUGGGCCAGGCCCACAUCUGCUGCCCAGCAACAAGUGCGUGGAGCUGUUCAAAACCGCCUGCUUUUACAGAGACUUUGGCAGGUACUCCCAGGGCCUGGGCCCUCAACCUAAGUCCCAGGUGACACUGCAUUUCUGGGAAGAGAGCCCUGGCCCCAGCCAUACACUGCAGACCCCAAUCACAGUGCAAAUGGAGCAAGCCUUUGCACGGCAUUUACUGAAAAGAUCUGAGUUGCACGCAGCCUUUCAGUUCCUGAUGCAGAGCCGGGGGAUAUACCUGCCACUUCACCUCUCUGUUCCUCCUGUUUCCUUUGGUAAGGACUCAGGCUCCACACUGUUGAUCUGCCACUGUUUAUCUGCCUUUGUGUUGACUCUGGUGUGAUCAGUCUUGAAGUCCUACAUGCCCUGACUGCUGGUGAACACUUUAUCCUUUGAAAAAAGUUUUUGAGAUAUACCCUCUUUUAUAUCUGUGGAACUGGGAAACUUCCAAAUAGUAUUAACUCAGGAGCCCUUUCCUUCUUCCCCAAGCCUUAACUCUAAAGCUAAGCACUUUAUAUUUUCUUCCUGGGUCUUCUUAAAGGAUCUAAAAUAAAAUGUUAUUCAAAGAGGAA
Messenger RNA from Cavia porcellus (domestic guinea pig), 1965 nucleotides. RefSeq names its product interferon regulatory factor 9 (gene Irf9). Gene Ontology annotation, biological process: immune system process; regulation of transcription by RNA polymerase II. Gene Ontology annotation, molecular function: DNA-binding transcription factor activity, RNA polymerase II-specific; RNA polymerase II cis-regulatory region sequence-specific DNA binding; protein binding. Lineage: Eukaryota; Metazoa; Chordata; Mammalia; Rodentia; Caviidae. The record is from RefSeq and is a predicted model, not a curated record. Gene Ontology annotation, cellular component: nucleus.